This is a messenger RNA of Helicoverpa armigera (cotton bollworm), 1277 nucleotides long. RefSeq names its product homeobox protein aristaless. Gene Ontology annotation, biological process: regulation of transcription by RNA polymerase II. Bases 227 to 1087 code for a protein of 286 amino acids. The record is from RefSeq and is a predicted model, not a curated record. The transcript has 5 exons. Lineage: Eukaryota; Metazoa; Arthropoda; Insecta; Lepidoptera; Noctuidae. Gene Ontology annotation, molecular function: DNA-binding transcription factor activity, RNA polymerase II-specific; RNA polymerase II transcription regulatory region sequence-specific DNA binding.
UACCAGUCGAUUGAAGGCGUUGGUGUGUUAUAGUUUAUUGCUCUGUUGUCGUUUGAGACGUCACGGGGUAUCAUGUAAAUUGUGGCCUUUAUUGACGGCAAUUUAUUCGUGUUCUCUAUCUUUCGUCUCGUGCUUAAUAAGGACUUUAUUUCGGAGUUCAUCGGUGUGAAUUGAGUGUGAACUCAAUUCGAACUACUCCAUCAUUUUCUACUUUCCCCACUUCAUCAUGGGUGUGUCUGAGCCCGGUUCCUCCACGACCCCUGACCUGCCUCCGAUGGAGCACGAGCGCCCAGGGUCGGGCAGCGGCCUGGAUGACGAAGACAUUCCUCAAAGGAAGCAGAGAAGAUAUAGAACUACUUUCACCAGUUAUCAGCUCGAUGAGUUGGAGAAGGCUUUCGGGAGAACCCAUUAUCCUGAUGUUUUUACUAGAGAAGAUCUUGCUUUGAAAAUCGGCCUCACCGAAGCUAGAAUACAGGUCUGGUUUCAAAACCGUCGCGCGAAAUGGCGCAAACAAGAGAAGGUUGGGCCCCACGUGCACCCAUACAGCGGGUACCUGGGAGGGGCCCAGCCGCUGCCCACGUCAGCCACAUUGCCGGGUCCUCCUCACCCGCUGUCACAACUUGGCUUUGGGCUGAGGAAACCUUUCGAUGCUGCACUUGCGUCUUUUAGGUACGCAAGCACACCUCUAUUCGGAGCACAAUACCUCUCUCCGCUAUCGCGUCCGCCUCUCUUCGGGGCCCCACUCUAUGCCACAUCACCCGCUCACUUCCACUCCCUCUUCGCGAACUUAACAGUUCCCGAACCGCCCCGACUUUCACCCGAGCAGUCCCGACCGGCGCCCGAUCUAUCGCAACACUCGCCCGAUCUCUCCCGACCGUCGUCCGGACAUUCCCGAUUGUCGCCCGAAGUUGCCCGAUCUCCGGCGCCAUCCAUGUCUCCCCCGAUAUCGCCGGGCAGUGAAAGCCUGCAUAUGCAACCAGUAAUGGACGAUGUUCGCACGUCUAGCAUCGCUGCGUUGAGACUAGCAGCGCGGGAGCAUGAACUCAGACUAGAACUGUUAAGACAACGAGCUGAUUUAAUGUGUUAAUUAGGAAAUUUAUAUUUUUUAUGAGUUUUAGAAUAGUGUAAAUAUUUUUUUUGAGAUUUGAGACAUAGAUUUGGUAUCCAGACGUGUAUUUUUUGAUAUUGUAAAUAAGUUUAUGUAAGCAUGUUAAUUUAGUUUUUAGUUUUCCUAUCGUAAAUCCGUCCUUACCUUGUAAUUAUUAUUAUAUUGAUAA